GUGAAAUACAACAAACACCUCAAAUUACUGGACCAAGUUAAAUACCAUACACAAAAGUACCUACAAAUGCGACCCAGCAAACGAGACUAGAAUAAACAAAACUAUAGCCUCUGGUCAUCAAACUCUGUUGAAAUUAACAUGGCCUUUUCUCUACAAAGACUCCAUAAGAUGUUUCAGUUGCAGGUAAUUCUCAACCAAAUGAAUAAACCGUACCAGGAUAUGAAAUGGGCUCCCCUGUUUGCAUAUGAUCCUACUACCGUGCGAUGACAUUUUCUCUCUCUCCCCUGCAGACAUGGGCAGAGACAACCAGACCAGGGUCACAGAAUUCCUUCUCCUGGGAUUCUCUGGGCAGUCAGAGCAGGAGGAGGUGCUCUCCGGGCUCUUCCUGUGCAUAUACCUGAUCACCAUCAUCGGCAACCUUCUCAUCGUCCUGGCCAUUGGCUGUGACAGGCAUCUCCACACGCCCAUGUACUUCUUCCUGGCCAACCUCUCCUGUGUGGACAUCUGCGUUUCAUCAGUCACGAUCCCCAAGAUGGUGGUGAAUCACAUCCUGGGAAGCCAGUCCAUCUCUUAUGCAGAAUGCAUGACCCAGAUCUACUUCUUCAUCACUUUCACCAACAUGGACGGGUUCCUCCUGAGUGUGAUGGCCUAUGACCGUUACAAUGCCAUCUGCUGCCCACUCCACUACACCAUGAUCAUGAGGCCCAAGCUCUGUGUCCUGCUGGUGGCUGCCUCUUGGGUCGUGAUCAACCUGCAUGCUCUCCUACACACUCUUCUCAUGAGGACGCUCACGUUUUGUUCCAAUAACGCUGUCCAUCACUUUUUCUGUGAUCCCUAUACAGUUCUAAAGCUGUCUUGCUCUAAUACUUUCAUCAAUGAACUGAUGGUCCUCACUGAGGGUGGACUGAUAUUUAUGACACCAUUCACGUGCAUCAUUGUUUCAUAUGCCUUCAUCUUCUCUAAUGUGUUGAAGUUGCCAUCUGCUCACGGAGUAAGGAAAGCCCUGUCCACGUGUGGAUCCCACCUCACUGUGGUCUCCCUCUUCUAUGGGGCAAUCCUGGGGGUCUAUAUGCGCCCUUCAUCCUCCUACUCAGUACAAGACGUGGUGGCCACUGUCAUCUUCACUGUGGUGACUCCCCUGGUCAAUCCCUUCAUCUACAGCCUGAGAAAUCGUGACAUGAAGAGAGCUUUAAGGAAACUAAUAUCAGAUUCAAUAGUUUAAAAAUUUUAGAGCAGGGAGGACUCUUGGAUAGCAUACAUUUUUUUUCAUUUUAAAAACAGAGACACUGAGUUCCUGUAGGUGUAAACGUACCCAUGACUAUUCCUCUAAUUAAAUGAUAUGUGAUUACAGUUGUGUUAUGAAAUAUGAAACUAAUAGGUAGGUGCUCAUAAGCCAUAAAACCAUUAAGUAGUUACCUAUAUAAAAGUGUGAUUCUAAAACAUUCAUUUUACAGGCCACAAAAAUUGAGGACAAGACAAAAUUGGAGGGAGUUUCUGUGGUGCCUCAUUGGUAAUGAACCUGACCAGCAUCCAUGAGGACAUGGAUUCCAUCCCUGGCCUCACUCAGUGGG
Messenger RNA from Sus scrofa (pig), 1571 nucleotides. RefSeq names its product olfactory receptor 1f45-like. The record is from RefSeq and is a predicted model, not a curated record. Gene Ontology annotation, cellular component: membrane. Gene Ontology annotation, molecular function: G protein-coupled receptor activity; olfactory receptor activity. Lineage: Eukaryota; Metazoa; Chordata; Mammalia; Artiodactyla; Suidae. Gene Ontology annotation, biological process: G protein-coupled receptor signaling pathway.